AUGGCAGACCCAGAGUCGGUCAUCGAGUGGAAGCCAGCCAAGCUGCUGCAGAGUCGCGAAAUCGCGCCCGAAUUUGCACUGCUCGUUCUCAAUCAGCCGUUGCGCAACAGCAACAACCUCAGAAAGCUAUGGAGAAACUCUUCGUUGAGAGUAGCUGCCGAUGGCGGCGCAAAUCGUCUGCAUGAGCUGUCCUCAUUCCAGGGCAAGUUUUCGAAUCUCCAGGUCAUCAUCGGCGACCUCGACUCCCUACACAAGGAUGUGCGUGACUUUUACUCCUCGCAGCCCACCCCCGCACAGGUCAUCCACGAGACCGACCAGGACUCGACAGACUUUGCCAAGGCCAUUACGUGGAUUCGCAAGGAGCGCCCUGCCGGUAUGGACAUUGUCGCCCUGGGCGGCAUCGGCGGACGAGUCGACCAAGGGCUGAGCCAGCUCCACCACCUGUACCUCUUCCAGCAAGACCCCUCCUAUGCCCAGGGCCGUAUUUACCUCCUUUCCGGCUCGAGCAUGACCUUUCUCUUGAAGACGGGCGCGCACCGGAUCCGUGUCCGCGGUGACGAGGAGGGCGCCCCGAGCGUCUUUGGCAAGUACGUCGGCAUCAUCCCCUUCAAGGGCCCCAGUCGUAUCACUACGAGCGGCCUCGUCUGGGACGUCUCGGACUGGCAGACGGAGAUUGGCGGGAAAAUGAGCACGAGCAACCAUGUGCAACCGGACGUGGAGUAUGUCGAGGUGCAGACGACGGAGGACGUGCUCUUCACCAUUGCGCUGGGAAAGGUCGACAGCGAGGACGAGUCGUGA
Emericellopsis cladophorae is the source of this 798-nucleotide messenger RNA. Its product is annotated as Thiamine pyrophosphokinase-like protein. The transcript has 3 exons. Gene Ontology annotation, biological process: thiamine diphosphate biosynthetic process; thiamine metabolic process. The coding region runs from base 1 to 798 and encodes 265 amino acids. Gene Ontology annotation, molecular function: thiamine diphosphokinase activity; ATP binding; thiamine binding. Lineage: Eukaryota; Fungi; Ascomycota; Sordariomycetes; Hypocreales; Bionectriaceae. The record is from RefSeq and is a predicted model, not a curated record.